This is a messenger RNA of Aspergillus melleus, 4710 nucleotides long. It is a transcript of the gene BYE1, whose product is annotated as putative PHD finger domain protein. Gene Ontology annotation, biological process: transcription elongation by RNA polymerase I; transcription antitermination; transcription elongation by RNA polymerase II. The record is from RefSeq and is a predicted model, not a curated record. Bases 561 to 3215 code for a protein of 884 amino acids. Gene Ontology annotation, cellular component: nucleus. NCBI's taxonomy places the organism in Eukaryota, Fungi, Ascomycota, Eurotiomycetes, Eurotiales, Aspergillaceae. Gene Ontology annotation, molecular function: RNA polymerase II transcription regulatory region sequence-specific DNA binding. The transcript has 3 exons.
CACGUGUGUGCUGAGUCAGUGGGCGCGCCAUCUCGGUUUCUCCUCAUUUCUUCCCAAGAGUUGCCUUGCCCUUUCCUUCCUUCUUCACUUCCAUCUUCCAUCCACCUCACGAAUCGCCGCGUUCAUCUCCAUCAGCGACCCGGCGCGACUGCUGCGAUUAUUCUCUCAGCCUCUUUGUCUGUUCCGACCAUAACACACGUUUCCAAUCAGGAAAGCGACCACGCGACCCCGCCCACGCCAAGCAUUCACGCUGCGCGCGACUUUGCGUUCCAACAGUGACCUGACAACACCAGGGUCGGAGCUACGUCUGGCUGUGACGCGUUGUGUCCUUUAAAUAAACUACCUGGAAGAAUUGAGAAGACAAGAAGUAAUACCUGAUUGGGCCGGGCAGCAGUGCCACUGUCCAGUCUCUUCCCCUGUGUAUUACUUUAGCCCUCUGAUGCCGUAGAACGAGAUCUGGGUGGCGUGCGCAAGACUUGAUCCCCGACGAAUUCUUUUCAUUCAUCGUCGCGCUGUAGAAAUUUUGAAAACCAAUCGUUAAAUCCAUUUGGCCCCUCAUCAUGGCUGAUGAACCGCGACGCUCCGGUCGCUCGACCAAAGGCCAGCACAAGAACCUCGAUCUGAUUCCCGAUACGCCGAAGAAAUCGAAGACCAAAGCUCAGGCAAAGGACAAACCGCCCAAACCCUCCGCCGAACCAACGCCGGCUCCCAGUGAAGAAGAGGAAGAAGAGAUCAUUCGAUGCAUAUGUGGGGAGUACGAAGAGGAGGAAGAUGUGGAGCGAGACAUGAUCUGCUGUGACCAGUGUUCAGCCUGGCAACACAACGAUUGCAUGGGUCUCACCUUCGCCAAAGGGGAGGAGCCCGACGAAUACUUCUGCGAGCAAUGCAAACCCGAAAACCACAAAGUCCUACUGGAAAAGAUCUCGCGCGGCGAGAAACCAUGGGAAGAGGUAGCGGAACGGAGGCGCAAGGAAGCCGAAGAGAAGAAGCAAUCGCGUCGCAGGAAGAGCAAGAAGGGCGGUAGACGAGGCAGACCGAGCGAGGCAAAGACUGAUACUAGCACGCCCGCUCGUGCUGCUACUUCCACGACGCCUGCUCCUGCCCCUUCUACCGCGACUCCUGCUCCCGCUCCACCACCUCCUGCUCCUGUUGCUGCUCCCGUUCCCGCCCCUGCUACUCCAACGCCGCCAGCUGUCACACCAGGUCCCGAGGAGAAUGGUGUCUCGCCGAAGGCGCAAACUGCAGGCUCACAAAAACGUAAACACGAAGAGAACGAUGAAGGACCGGCACACGGUUCGGGAUCGAAACCCAAGAAGCAACAAAAGAUUUCACCUCCGACAAAAACACCUCCGACUACGAACUCGGUUCCGGUUAAGGACGAGACCAAUGAACCAUCGUCACGCCGCAGCUCUGAAGUGGUGAAGGUGACGACUGAAGACAUGGGCACUGUGGAAGAGAUCUCGAACCCGUCGCGGAGGAGUGCAGCUUCCGCUCUACUCAGGCUGUUUACGGAUCAGAUCUCUGGGUCUCAGAAGCGAUCGUCUUUCAAGUUGCCCGCUGGGAAGUCGGCGGAGGAUGUCGCACGGCAACUCGCUCUCUCUAUCGAGAAUGCAAUGUACCAGAAUAUUUGCGGAGGAGCUGGAGAACCCACGGAGCCGUAUAGGUCACAAUUGCGGACGAUACUGUUUAACGUAAAGAAGAACACUUCUCUACGCGAUCGUCUGCUCGUAGGUAAUUUACAGGCUGAUGCUCUUUCUAAGAUGAGCUCCCAGGACAUGGCGAGCGAGGAACUGCAGCAAAGAGAUGCCGAGAUCAAGCGGGAGGCCGAACGACAGCACAUCAUCGUACAGGACCAAGGACCGCGCAUUAGACGGACCCAUAAGGGUGAGGAGCUUGUGGAGGACGAUAACCAGAACGUGGCCAGCGAGCCAGUCUUCUCCUCGGCGCCGGCUCGUCGCAGCCUGGCCGAUGUCGAUGGUAGUCCUGGCGCCCAGAGUCCAGCGAGUCCUGGCAACCAACAGCAAUCCGACGUGGACGGCGCUCGAAAACCGUCGGUUGAUACUAAGUCGAAUCACGAUGAGCACUUCCCCCCGAGGGGUCACUCCCCUGGUGGCACCAGCCAUGAGCAGGUCUUCCCCGAGAUGGCAACUCAUAUCCGCGAGCCGGUUCCCACUGGCAAGGUCCAGGCUGAUGCCGAAAUUGACCAGCUGCUGAAGGACGAUGAACCCGAUUCGCCGCCUUAUUCGCCCAAGGACUAUCAUGAUGAAGGCGCCAUCUGGCGCGGCAAGGUUAUCAUGAACCCGAUUGCGGAGUUCUCGUCAUCUGCAAAGCACGUUGGAGGUGCUGAUUUGAGUGGACGGAUUCCAUGGAGCCAACUCGUUCCUUCUACAUUGCUCAUCGACGGACGAAUCGAUGUCCAGCUGGCCAGCAACUAUCUCUGCGGUCUUCGGUUCAGUUCCUCCACCGACGUGUCCGUUAUCUCUAUAAGCGCUCCGGAACACCCGAAGGAACGAGCCGGAUUCGACAAGCUCUUCAAUUAUUUCCAAGAUCGCAAGAGAUACGGUGUGAUUGGCAAGCACCCUUUGCCUGCCGUUAAAGAUACCUACCUCAUCCCCAUUGAGGCUCAGUCUACCAAGAAGCCCGAGUUCAUCGAGCUGCUGGAGAACAACUCGCUUGAGGAUCCCACGCCGGAGCGUGUUCUCCUCGUUGUCUUUGCCGUCAAGACUGGCGAUUCCAAUCCGCCCUCCGUACAACCCCCUUCACACUACCCCAGCCAGGAGCCUGCGGCUUCGGCAAGUCCAUUGACCGUUGGCGCGCCGACACCUCAUCAAUCCCAGUUCCUCACUCCGGGGCCACGAGGUGCUUCUCACAUGCCCGCGACGCCGUCGCCUUUCGACGGCACUACGCAGGCGCCCAUACCGUAUGGCCAACAGCACCAGCAGUUCCAGUCCACGCCGCAAUACUCAUAUCAACCGCCCGCUCCUCAGACUGCAGCUCCUGUUACUGGCAUCGCAGCUGCCGUGCAAGUCUUGGGCGCCCAGGCUAGCUCACCUGCAAUCCAACAGCUGUUACAGAAAGCGCCCAGUGUGGACGUGUCUCAGCUGAGUGUCGUUCGGGAUAUUCUCUUACGACGACCGGACACUGCUGCGAACUAUGACCUGUUGACGCAGGAACUCUUCCAAGCCACCACUAACGGAAAUGGUGUGCAACAAUAAAUGGACGAAUAAUUCUCUGGUUGUAUAGUAAUCAUUAGCCUGUUCCUCAUCCUCAAGACGUUUCGGCUUGGUGUUUUCUGCGAUUCUACAGUUUGUCUUUUGACAGGGUUUCAUAUCAAAAUGGGUAUUGGGGUGAUUAUGGGAAUAUCUUUUCGUCGUCGCCAGGGCGUUGCAGCUUUCUGUUCUAUUGUUUCUCGGUGUAGUGGUUGUUUCUUUCGAUCCCCAGUCCAAAUUUGUUGUCUUCUGCGCGCAGUCAUUUACAUACUUAUUUAUGCCGAUAUUUCGCUACGCAUUGAUUCCAAUUUUUACAUGCUCUUUGACUUGGUUUCGCAAAAGCAAAAGUCGUAGAUAUCCAACGGUUGCUCCAAUGGCUCCAUACUCAGAGCCCACGAUAUCUAUAAACUCGCCUUACGUAGAUCAAUUCAAGCUUUACAAAAUAGUAUUUGUUUUAUUGUCACAUACUGCAGUUUCAUUAAAUUCCAGGCAUGAUGAAGAGAACAACGCCUACGCUAUGCAUAUCCAGACACGACACGGAGGAACCACGGCCAAAGAGCUACAUUACCACCGUCCACCACGCUUCUUGUAUCCUCCACCGCCACCAUAUCGGGGUCCUCUUCCACCACCAGAACGUCCACCCCAACCGCCGUCGUCCUCAUCGUGGUGGCGAACCGGGGGCGGUCGUCCCUUGAGCUCCUCGCUGAGCUUUUUGAACCCCUUGCGCAUAUCCGAGUAGCCCAUGUGCAUCUUGCCGAAGAAAUGAUCCGCUAACCGACGGUCGUUAUCGAGUCGACUGAGGUACGCGCCGCAGACAUCGCAGACCUGCAGUUUCUGAUGGCCCGACGGGCCGGACGUAUCCUGGAGGUUUUUGAGUUCUCGCUCGCAGGUCUCCUUCUGGUGCUUGGUGGUGCGGAUCUUGUGGAGUUCGUUGAGCGCCUGCGCGACGGAGCCCGUUUCGCCCAGGACAGAGACUUCCAGCAACCCGGUGUUUAUCGUCUUCGCGAGGUCGGAUAUUUGUUUGAGCUACCACAUAAUUUGUCAACACCUUUUCUCUCUCUCCCUUGUCGAGUUGAUCCUCUACGCUAGCAAGUCACUCACCAGAUUAUUAGUCUGUCGAAUUUCAUCCGGCGUCUUCUCCAAUCGGCGCUGCGCCGAGUCGAUCCUCCGAUCACAGUCGUCGAUGUAUUUCUGCAUAUCGCGCAUGUAGUCAUAGUCGAACCCCCAUUUCGCCUUCUCCGCCGCCGAGGCCGUCUCAUACUCGGUCUUCAAUCCUUCGCUGUGCACUUUCGGGCACGGGCCCAGGUCUUGCUUGGUGUUGGUGAAGAGAUCAUGCGGACAGGUCCCCACGAGGUACGAGCGACAGACUUUCGAGUCCGUGAUGGAGAGCUGGGCAUUGCGCGAGGCCGCGCCGGUUCCUAUCAGCUGGUCCGCUGGGUAGAGAGAAGGGGUUCAGGUUAGCUUGUGAUUCGGUGCGCGCGGUGUUCAGGAAUCAACGUAC